Sesamum indicum (sesame) is the source of this 2202-nucleotide messenger RNA. RefSeq lists its product as uncharacterized. Gene Ontology annotation, molecular function: catalytic activity. Lineage: Eukaryota; Viridiplantae; Streptophyta; Magnoliopsida; Lamiales; Pedaliaceae. The record is from RefSeq and is a predicted model, not a curated record.
AUGCCGCCUGUUACGCAUCCCUUCUCUGCCGUCCGAUGGGAGCUGACUGACGGAGAACAACUGGUGGACUCGCCUUCCCAUGGCCGACCAGCCCCUCCAAUCAGCUUCCACCAACGUAACCUCGACGCCUAUGGAGACCUUGGAAAUCGGAUUAUCCAUCAACAUCCCUCCGAUCUUAGAAAAUUUUAUCUGGCCGAUCAUAAUCCCCCACCACUCGGUAUCAAGUCCGUUAACCAAGGCCGACCUACUAUUUCAUUCACAAAUACUGAGACGGAGGAGCUCGCGGCCCCCUUUCGAUUUUCCCUUGUUGGAAAAUUCUCGCAUGGAGCACCCCCUUACAGUCAAAUGCAUCAGCUUAUUGCUAGAUUGGGCAUUCAAGGCGCGUUUACAGUCAGCAUGAUCAACUCCAAACACACUCUUAUCUCCCUUUCAUGCGAGUCAGACUACUCCCGCCUGUGGCUACGGCGCAUUUGGUUUCUUCAAGGCUUCCCAAUGAGAAUUUUCAAAUGGACGCCUACAUUUACUCCGACGCAAGAAUCAUCUGUCGUUCCUAUUUUUGUUUGCUUUCCUAAACUCCCUGCUCAUUUAUUUCAUAAGGAAGCUCUUUUUUCUGUCGCUAGCAUGGUUGGUUCACCUUUACAAAUUGAUGCUUUAACUCUUAACAAGUCUAAACUAUCACAAGCAAGAGUUUGUGUGGAAAUAGACCUGUUAAAACCUAUCAUUGAAGAAUUUGACUUGCAUAUUAAUGAUGUAACCAUAGUACAGAAAGUUGUUUUUGAAUAUCUACCUAAAUAUUGUUUUCUGUGCAAGCAUGUGGGACAUAAGGAUUCUGAUUGUUUUUCGAAAGGUAAUGCCCCAAAACCCCCACCCCGUAAUAAGAUCAACCCUAGGCAUCGACAAUUUGCAGGAAUUGAGACAAAACAAGCCCGUGAUAGAGGUACAAAGAUGACUGUGUCAGUAGGCCAUCCUACUGCCGAUGAAAAUUCGGAAGGAAGCAAAGCACCACUUCCCGCUGAAGAAGCGGAACGUUCAAUAGCUGACGAGCCAGAAAAGGGGGACAAAGAUCAACAGGAGAAUGAUAAUGUUGCGGAACAGAUUCACAGCCAUGAAAAACAGGGGAACUUAAAGAUGGACAACACAGAAUUAUUGGACGAGGAUUGGAAUGCUGAAAGCCAUGAACUUAGUUCCACAAGCGAGCUGAAAGCCAGAGGAAAAGCUAACAAGACCCAAAAAAGUGGUGACAAGGGUUGCACUUCAAAAAAAGCAACAGGAACUAGAAUCCUUUUAAGAGGAGAAUGUAGCAACCAAAAACAAAGAAAUAAGUUCUUUUCUGAGAUGGAUAUCAUUGAGAUUCAAGCUACCCAGGAAACUAGUAAAAGUGAAGCCCAAGACACCAAAGAAAGUAGUGACAUAGAGGAGGCAGUCACACCAAUCUACAACAUAUUUCAAGCCUGGAUGACAGUGACUCACUUCUGGAGCUUGCCACUGAGCUCCAGCCACAAGUUGGUUUUGAUGUUCAGGAAUCCCAGGAGAGCCUUGUGGGAAGAGCUUAAAAGACUGUCCCUCAACAAGGUACCUUGGAUUGUUGGAGGAGAUUUCAACACUAUGCUUCAUACCCAUGAAAAUCAAGGAGGCACUAUCAGUAGCUUGGGCUCUAUUGAGGACUUUAAUGAUAUGGUCAUGGAUAGUGGAUUAACUGAUGCAGGAUUUGAAGGGGAGCCCUUCACGUGGACUAACAAAAGGGUUUGGAGGCGCUUAGAUGGAGUCUUAUAUUCUCAAGAAUGGGCUGAUUUAUUAAAUUCCACCAGAGUUUCACAUCUCCCCAGAAGAUUGUCAGAUCACCACCCUCUGUUAAUUACUGCCACUAGAACAGAGGACAAAGUUUCCUCCUCUUUCAGAUUUCAGCAUAUGUGGAUUAUGCACCACAACUUCCAAGACAUGGUCAAACAAUCCUGGGGUGCCCCAAUCCAAGGAUAUGGUAUGUAUAGGCUGCAACAAAAGCUAUAUAGGCUGAAGGAUCACCUAAAGCAGUGGAACAAGGAUACUUUUGGCAAUAUCUUCUCUCUGGUGGACCAAGCCAAGGCUGCUGCUAAUGAAGCAGAGAAACAGUUUGAUAGGCUGCCUUCCGAAGCCAAUUUGACCAACUUAAACAAACAAAAUGCUGCUCUUGUCCAUACUCUAAAACUUGAGUCUGAGUUUUGA